This is a messenger RNA of Helianthus annuus (common sunflower), 1648 nucleotides long. RefSeq names its product gibberellin 2-beta-dioxygenase 8. The coding region runs from base 333 to 1337 and encodes 334 amino acids. The transcript has 3 exons. The record is from RefSeq and is a predicted model, not a curated record. Lineage: Eukaryota; Viridiplantae; Streptophyta; Magnoliopsida; Asterales; Asteraceae.
GUCGGCACCACCCAUUUUAAAUACAUCCCUCUAUGUGUGUGUCAUGCUCAUUAUAAUAACAUCAACAGCAUAUGACAUGCAUCAACUUUGUCUCCAAUGUCUUUCAAACCAAUUUUUAUGAAAAUUGACAACAAACCAAUAACGUUUUCAUCGACGACGAAACAACAAGAAACAUUUACAAACAAAGUUUUCCUGUCCUUCACCUUCCUUCUUCCUUAACCCUUUCAACAUUUCUUCAAAUUCAUACUCCUUGUCACUAGGGUUUUGUUGUUAACCGGUUAAAAAAACGAUCUUGAUCCUCUUUAACCCUACAAGAAUACCUGAAACUAGCCAUGAUGGAAGAAUCAGACCCACCAUUUAUGGAGUUCUACAAGAACUUGUUCGAUGAUCAUGACCGAUCAAAGAAGAACCAUAAUGGUGUUUCCGAUGAUGUAGAGGAAUGGGAGCUACCGAUGAUCGAUCUCGGGCGGUUGGAUCGAGGAGGGUGGGAGAUUGCUGAUUGUAAAAGAGAGAUAGCUGAGGCCUCAAGAAAAUGGGGCUUCUUUCAAGUCAUAAAUCAUGGUGUUUCGGCUGAUAUUUUGGAGAAGAUGAGGUGUGAACAGAUAAAGGCGUUCAAGAAGACUUAUCAUGAAAAGAGUAGUAACCACCGUGAUUUGAAUUUUCCGGUGGGUAGUUACCGGUGGGGGACUCCUUCUGCCACUUGUUUGAAGCAGCUUGCGUGGUCAGAAGCUUUCCAUGUACCAUUGACUGAUAUUUCCAACAUGGGUGGUGUCACUAGUCUCAGAACAACAAUGGAACAGUUUGCAACCACGGUCUCUGAGCUAGCAGAAAUGUUGGCAGAGAUUUUGGCUGAGGAGCUUGGACACAAGUCUAAUUUUUUCAAGGAGAAUUGCUUGCCUAGUACUUGCUACCUUCGUAUGAAUCGCUAUCCACCGUGCCCGGUUUCUCCACAUGUUUGUGGAUUGAUGCCACACACUGACAGUGAUUUUCUCACCAUAUUACAUCAAGAUCAAAUUGGAGGAUUACAAUUAGUGAAAGAUGGAAAAUGGAUUGCUGUUAAACCUAAUAAAGAAGCUCUAAUCAUCAAUAUAGGGGAUCUUUUUCAGGCUUGGAGCAAUGAUGUUUAUAAGAGUGUUGAGCAUCGAGUCGUCGCUAAUAGACAAACCGAGAGGUUUUCGACUGCAUUUUUCUUCUGUCCGUCAUAUGAUACAGUAAUACAAAGUUGUGCUGAGAAGUCCAUUUAUAGGAGAUUCAGCUUCAAAGAAUUCAGACAGCAGGUUCAAGAUGAUGUCAAGAAACAUGGUUACAAAAUAGGGCUUCCCAGGUUUAUUUUAUGAAGCAAAUAGACCUCAUUUAUUUCUUCCAGUAAUUAUAUUAACUAGCUUGGAAUAUAUCCCCUUAUUUUUUAAAAAUAUUCCCUUUUUAUUUUGAAGUUCUUUUUCAGUACUCGGGCUAGACAUCAUUACUUAAAGCUCGAAAUCAUAGGUUUUCGUAUAGUCAUCGGAUAACAAGAGCAGUUGGAAGCAUUUGCAACUUUCUAUCCGUUUAAUUAGUGAAAAACCAUUAUGUUUAUGUAAUUACAUUAUAUCAUAUGGAUAUGCUUGUAUAUUGUUUUUGUAUAAGAUCAAGUACCAUAUGUGUAUCGCUU